Molecule: messenger RNA, 1470 nt
Organism: Meleagris gallopavo (turkey)
Lineage: Eukaryota; Metazoa; Chordata; Aves; Galliformes; Phasianidae
Gene: MRAP2
Product: melanocortin 2 receptor accessory protein 2
Biological process (GO): regulation of adenylate cyclase-activating G protein-coupled receptor signaling pathway; protein localization to plasma membrane
Cellular component (GO): plasma membrane; endoplasmic reticulum
Molecular function (GO): type 3 melanocortin receptor binding; signaling receptor regulator activity; type 5 melanocortin receptor binding
Source: RefSeq, a predicted model, not a curated record
UCUGCAAUUUUUCAUUUCUUGUCCUUAGUUCCCUGGAUAAGUGACUAAAACAGUGAUUUUCCUUACCAUUGUUAGAAAGUCCUCCUGAGAUGAGUCCAAUACCAUUCUUACUGCUUUCAUGCAAUAGCUCGUGCAGAUGAUGCUUUUCAUGAGCUAUUAACAUCGGUUCAUUUCCUUCAAAGAUAAGUCCCAGGUGCUGUGCACUUGAGAUUAGCACUGAUUUCUGAUUGUACAGUUUUCAAUUAUCUUGGGUUUUUUUCUUACUAAAUUUUGAAUUUUUAUUGCUUGCUUUCUCCUCUUUUUGCAGGCAGGAAGAUUGGAUAUUUCUCAUACAAGACCUUGAGCUGCACCUCAAGUCCUGCAUGUUUAGGAUCUUGUGAACUGGCAAAGAAGCACAGACCAUUUGGCUAAGUCAGAUUUGGAGGUGGUUGUUGCUGGUUACAUACAAGGCCAGUUCCAGAUGUACACAAAAUCAGAUUUGCCUUGGUGGCCCCAGUGGCAGCUUAAACCACGAAACUGUGCUUCAGAUAUGGUGUGUGUCCAGUUUUUCCCUUAGAGAAUCUUGGUGUCAGUGUGAAAGUGGCAUACUGAAACGCUUCUCACACAGAAAAAUCUAGGUUGGAAGGGACCUCUGGUGGUCAUCUGGUCUGAUCUCCUGCUCAAAGCAUGUUCAAUUAAAUCAGGUAUAUAUUUAUUUAGGAGCAAAAUGUCUGCCCUGAGGUUGAUUUCUAACAGAACCUCCCAGCAAGCCUUGUCUAACUCUGAUUACACCUGGGAGUAUGAGUACUAUGAGUAUGGACCAGUGUCAUUUGAAGGCCUGAAGGCUCAUAAAUAUUCCAUUGUGAUUGGAUUUUGGGUUGGUCUUGCAGUUUUUGUCAUCUUCAUGUUCUUUGUUUUGACCUUGCUGACAAAGACAGGAGCACCACAUCAAGAAAAUACAGAAUCUUCUGAAAAAAGAUUCCGGAUGAAUAGCUUCGUGGCAGAUUUUGGAAGACCUUUGGAGUCGGAGAGGGUCUUUUCUCGUCAAAUAGCCGAAGAGUCCCGGUCACUUUUCCAUUUCUGCAUUAAUGAAGUGGAACACCUUGACAAAGCACAACAGAGUCAGAAAGGUCCAGAUCUGGAGAGUAAUACCCACUUCCAGGAAGUUUCCAGGAGUGGUGGAACAUUAGAGGAGGACCUAAAUUGUCUUACAAAAUUUAACAUUCCUAACUUCGUGAACACUGAGCAGAAUUCUUCACUAGGUGAGGAUGAUCUGCUCAUCUCAAAGCCACCUAGAGUUUUAGAAAGCAAAGUGGCCAUGCAAUCUUCUCAUCGGAUCCUUGACUGAAAAUUUCUUAAGGUAAAAAUUCCUGUUGGAAGCCCUUCUCCACCUUCUGGCUAUUUUGGUAGGAGGUAUUUCAGGCAUGUGCUUUUUUUUUUUUUAAUUGUAUGUAAGAAUGGCUGUGCUGACAGAACAGUCCACGUGAUAAU